Messenger RNA from Pieris macdunnoughi, 552 nucleotides. NCBI's taxonomy places the organism in Eukaryota, Metazoa, Arthropoda, Insecta, Lepidoptera, Pieridae. The record is from the annotation of a GenBank genome assembly.
AUGGGUGUCGACAUCAACCAUAAACACGAUAGGAAAGUACGGCGCACGGAAGUUAAAUCUAAGGAUGUAUACCUUAGAUUGCUUGUUAAGCUGUACAGAUACUUGGCAAGACGUACUGAUGCUAAGUUCAACCAGAUUAUAUUGCGGCGGUUAUUCAUGAGCCGUAUUAACCGUGCUCCUAUCUCUUUGUCACGUCUUGUUCGCCACAUGAAGAAGCCUACACGCGAAGGUCUGAUCGCUGUGGUUGUUGGCACUGUUACCAACGAUGUGAGGCUUUACACUGUUCCCAAACUGACUGUUGCUGCUCUCCAUGUGACAGAGAAGGCCCGUGCCCGUAUUUUGGCCGCUGGAGGAGAAAUUCUAACCUUCGACCAACUAGCGCUCCGUGCACCCACUGGCCGCAAGACAGUGCUAGUCCAAGGCCGCAGGAAUGCUCGUGAAGCUGUUCGUCACUUUGGCCCAGCACCUGGUGCUCCACGCUCACACACCAAGCCCUAUGUUAGAUCAAAGGGUCUUGAACGCGCUAGACCUCAUCGUCGUUCUAACAAGUAA